CCCGCGGCACCGGGCGGUCCGUGGCUUAAUAAGGAGCGCUGGCGGUGUGACGGUGUUACUCAGCCCCACAUCCGGUGGAGCGGCGGGGCUCGAACCAGGGUCCGUGAGCACGAGAGCAGGACAGCAGGACAGCGCGCGUCCCCAGCGGAACAUGGCCUCAGACGAGCUGUCCUCCAAGCUGCAGCGCCGGCUGCAGAUCGAGGACGGGGAGCAGGAGCCGGUGGCCCUGGACGGGCCCGCGGACCACGACGGGUCCGAGGAGAAGUCGUGCACGGCCUCCGCGGACUCGGAGCUGGGCGCCAAGCUGGUCCGGAGGGGACAGCUGAACGAGGGACAGGGCGAGCACGCGCAGCCCAGCAUGAAGGUCUUCAACCCCUACACCGAGUUCAAGGAGUUCUCCCGGAAGCAGAUCAAGGACAUGGAGAAGAUGUUCAAGACGUACGACGCCGGGAAGGACGACUACAUCGACCUGAUGGAGCUGAAGCUGAUGAUGGAGAAGCUGGAGGCUCCGCAGACCCACCUGGGCCUGAAGAACAUGAUCCGGGAGGUGGACGAGGACCUGGACGACAAGCUGAGCUUCAGAGAGUUCCUGCUGAUCUUCAGGAAGGCGGCGGCCGGCGAGCUGGCGGAGGGCAGCGGCCUCAGCGUCCUGGCUCAGCUGUCCGAGAUCGACGUGUCCACCGAGGGCGUCAAGGGAGCCAAGAGCUUCUUCGAGGCUAAAGUUCAGGCCAUCAGCGACUCCAACCAGUUCGAGGCGGAGAUCCGUCAGGAGCAGGAGGCCAAGAAGAAGCAGGCGGAGGAGCAGAAGGAGCGGCGGCAGGCCUUCAGGCAGCUCAAGGCCAACUUCAACUGACCCCAUGACCCCCGCCCAACCAGGACCCCCACCUCCAACCGCAGGACCCCGUCCAACCAGGACAACCCCUUCAGUAAAGGCGGUCCCGGUCUGUUGGGGGUCCCGGUCCUGUCUCUCCUGCUCCAUGUUUCAGCUGCUCUGCUGAUAAAAGAUCAAAAUGGAUUCAUCCAUUCAUUCAGUUCCGUUCCCUCUGGACUGACUGAAUGAAUGAAUGAAUGAAUGAGUGAAUGAAUGAAUGGGUGAAUGUUUCUGCACUGUGUCGUCCUCCACUGGCUCCUCUGCGUCACUUGAAUCCUCUCCUUCCUCCACACGGUGCCAAACGCCAGCAGGGACCUCAGGGUUCUCUCUCCUCCAGGUUCUGGACCACAGGAAGCGGGUCGCUCCUCGGUCCGUCUCUGGAGACCACCUGCUGUGCAGCUCCUCACGUCUUCAGUCGGUCCAGCUGCUCCAGCGUCCCGAUGAGGGACUGCUGUCCCACAGAGACAGAACCUCCAUGUUUCUCUGGUGGUUCUGGUUCCGGCUCUGCAGGGAUCAGUAGAGUCCUGGUUCUGGUUCUGGUUCUGCUGGACUCACAGGGUCGAUGAGGAAGUGAAACAAAGAGACUCUUUUGAUUCUUUUAUUUUUUCGUCAUAGAAAAGACCAAACUGGUUUUCAGCGCGGACCCCCUUCAGGUACCGACCCUCCGACCAAACCGAACAGAACCGAACCACUUUGUUUUAUUUUCUUUCUUUUUGACAUUUAUGAGAAAAUCAGAAGGCUUUUACUUUGAAAGAACCAGAAUGUGAGUGUUGUCUCGGUACGACUGCCUGCUUCAUGUUCAGUGUUUUUAAUAAAGGGACCAACAAGCUGGUUUUCCUGGACUCCAGCGGUCCGGGUGCAGUCUGUCUGGACCCGGUCUAGACCUGUCAGUCCACAGGGACACGGUGUCCAGCAGGGUCCAGAUCACACAGCCCCUCCAGACCUGCUGGACCGGUCCGGGUAGGACCGGUUCCUCUGCCGGGUUUGGUCCAGAUCACAGGGUUCUGUCCUCUAAAGAUCAAAUGUCAAAGCGUCCUGGAGAGACGGAGGACGGACGCUCCCGGGUUGAUGUGGACAAUCAGUGUUUGAGGGAUGCUGGGAGGACUAUGCGUCCCCCGUCCCCUCAGAGGUUUACUGUCGAGUCAGUCUGAUCAGAUCAGCCUUAAGCCCCGCCCCCACCAGGUCGACCUUUUAGCCAAGAGAUUUGCACAUUUUGCACGUAGCUCCAGGUCCGUCUGGCUGAGACCAGGUCUGAUCGGACUUCCUGUUAGAAGUGUUAAAACCAAAGCAGUUUUAAUCGUCUCCCUUGUUGAGAACCGUCUUGGACUGAUGUGUGUUUUCUUUUUUAAACAGAACUGUGGGACCACUGAACCUGAGUGUGUGUGUGUGUGUGUGUGUGUGUGUGUGUGUGUGUGUGUGUCUUCUCUUCACUUUUCGCUCUUUAUACUUGUCAAUAAAAGUUGUCCUUGCAGCCGUGGACUCUGGA
Messenger RNA from Salarias fasciatus (jewelled blenny), 2357 nucleotides. It is a transcript of the gene efhd2, whose product is annotated as EF-hand domain family, member D2. The transcript is spliced from 4 exons. NCBI's taxonomy places the organism in Eukaryota, Metazoa, Chordata, Actinopteri, Blenniiformes, Blenniidae. Bases 152 to 853 code for a protein of 233 amino acids. Gene Ontology annotation, molecular function: calcium ion binding. The record is from RefSeq and is a predicted model, not a curated record.